UGCGCCGCCGAGGAGUUGUUGAAAAGCAGCCGGCGGCGGAGACGUGCUCACAUUCCUCCGCCGCCGCUCGCUUCCCCUCGCUCGCUCGCUCGUCGCCUCCUCCGGGCAAGCGGCACCAGACGGCGCCGCGCGUCGCCAGCGCCGACUCGCUCCACUUUCACCACUUUUCCUUCCUUUUGGACGAGUUUCCAUUUUCAGCCAAACGCGAGAUGGCCUCCAGCGGAACCAUUUUACCUUCAUUCUCCACUUUUUCCACGCAGAAGGAAGAAGUCUGGAGGGGACCCCGAAAAGACGACGAGGACCCGGACACCUUCCUGGACUUGGACUUUAUCCUGGCCCACAGCGUCAUCAGCGCAGACACGGCCGCGGCCGCCUCGUACCGGAGUCCGGACGGCGGGGCUCCCGGGUACCGUCGGCAGGACUACGCAUCCCCCCCUCACCCCCCGCCGCCGUACAGCAGCCUGAUGGCCGAACUGCUGCAGUGCGACGCGGACGUCGACGGCUUCCGGGCCGGGGCUUCGGGCUCCGGAGUCCAGGGCCGCUUCUUCGUCAGCUCGUCGGCUUUCCGGGACUCCUCGGGACCUUCUCUCGACUCGGGACGUUGCUUCUCAGACUCCUUCCCGGACCACCCGUGCAUCAAACCGGAGCCCGACUCCUACGGGCCCCCGGUGGGCGCCGUGCCGCAGACCUUCGACGAGGUGAAGCAGGAGGGCGGCGUGACGUCGUGCGCCCUCUCGCACCCGCAGCCCCGCCUGGCUAGCUCGCCCACGCGAGGCGCCGGAAACCUGACGCCGCCCCUCAGCCCCGACGACAUCGCGAACUUCCCGCAGAGCUUCAACCACCAGCACCGGCACCUUCAGCUUCAGUUUUCCUCCGGGGCGCACUGCCACUUUCCCGCCUUGUACGCGCAGCCGCAACAGCCGCAGUCCGGCGGGCGGCGCCUGCUGCCGACACCGCCGUCGUCGCCGCUGGACUCGAUGGACGGCAAGCCCCGGCGAGGGCGGCGCACCUGGCCCCGCAAGCGCACCGCCGCCCACACGUGCACCUACGACGGAUGCGGCAAGACGUACACCAAGAGCUCGCACCUCAAGGCGCACCACAGGACGCAUACGGGAGAGAAACCCUACCACUGCACGUGGGAAGGUUGCGGCUGGAAGUUCGCCCGCUCCGACGAGCUGACGCGCCACUUCCGCAAGCACACCGGGCACCGGCCCUUCCGGUGCCACCUGUGCGAGCGCGCCUUCUCCCGCUCCGACCACCUGGCCCUGCACAUGAAGAGACACAUGUGAUGCGCGCCUUGCUCGGGCGGACGGCGCAACGAAUACAUAUUUAAUAGAGCGUUGUCCUGAAUGAAAAAGUGUAACAGAUGACAAGUCAGCAGCACGUGAUGCCGGAGGGAGCUGGCACUCCUCCGACAUUGCGUCUGUGGACGCAAAGGCGACAACGACAACGUUUUGGUGCAGAACUGCUCUUCAUGCGCCCCCACAAGGACACAAAACCCAAGAAGAAGACUACGACGACGACAACGUUUUCUCGCAAAACUGCUUUUCACGCAGCGUGACGGCGCCCUCUCGUGGACACAAAAGGCUUGUCUGUACGCUAUAUACAAAGAGAAAAUCUAAAUGCUAAUAUUUUUAUGUAUAUAAUUAAACUGAUCAUCAAACAUCGAA
This is a messenger RNA of Phyllopteryx taeniolatus (common seadragon), 1670 nucleotides long. RefSeq names its product Krueppel-like factor 2. The transcript is spliced from 3 exons. Gene Ontology annotation, biological process: regulation of transcription by RNA polymerase II. NCBI's taxonomy places the organism in Eukaryota, Metazoa, Chordata, Actinopteri, Syngnathiformes, Syngnathidae. Bases 210 to 1289 code for a protein of 359 amino acids. The record is from RefSeq and is a predicted model, not a curated record. Gene Ontology annotation, molecular function: RNA polymerase II cis-regulatory region sequence-specific DNA binding; DNA-binding transcription factor activity, RNA polymerase II-specific.